AUCCUGCCUGCACUCGUGAUGAUGAGGGACCUGGUUCUUGCAGGCAUGCUGGUUAGCCUGGCUUUCCUGUCCCUGCUGCCAUCUGGAUGUCCUCAGCAGACCACAGAGGACGCCUGUUCUGUGCAGAUUCUUGUCCCCGGCCUCAAAGGGGAUGCAGGAGAAAAGGGAGACAAAGGAGCCCCAGGACGCCCGGGAAGAGUCGGCCCUACAGGAGAAAAAGGAGACAUGGGGGACAAAGGACAGAAAGGCACUGUGGGCCGCCAUGGAAAAAUUGGUCCCAUUGGCGCAAAAGGUGAAAAAGGAGAUUCUGGUGACAUCGGACCCCCUGGUCCCAGUGGAGAACCUGGUAUUCCAUGUGAGUGCAGUCAGCUGAGGAAGGCUAUUGGGGAGAUGGACAACCAGGUCACUCAACUGACAACUGAGCUAAAAUUCAUAAAAAAUGCUGUUGCUGGUGUGCGCGAGACUGAGAGCAAGAUCUACCUGCUGGUGAAGGAGGAGAAGCGGUACGCAGAUGCCCAGCUGUCCUGCCAAGGCCGAGGAGGCACACUGAGCAUGCCCAAAGACGAGGCAGCCAAUGGCCUGAUGGCUUCAUACCUGGCACAGGCCGGCCUGGCCCGUGUCUUCAUCGGCAUCAAUGACCUGGAGAGAGAAGGUGCUUUCGUGUACUCGGACCGCUCCCCCAUGCAGACCUUCAACAAGUGGCGCAGCGGAGAGCCCAACAACGCCUAUGAUGAGGAGGACUGUGUGGAGAUGGUGGCCUCGGGUGGCUGGAACGAUGUGGCCUGCCACAUUACCAUGUACUUCAUGUGCGAGUUUGACAAAGAGAACUUGUGA
Messenger RNA from Apodemus sylvaticus (European woodmouse), 834 nucleotides. RefSeq names its product collectin subfamily member 11 (gene Colec11). The transcript has 6 exons. The coding region runs from base 19 to 834 and encodes 271 amino acids. The record is from RefSeq and is a predicted model, not a curated record. NCBI's taxonomy places the organism in Eukaryota, Metazoa, Chordata, Mammalia, Rodentia, Muridae.